Messenger RNA from Equus caballus (horse), 2586 nucleotides. RefSeq names its product ring finger protein 8 (gene RNF8). Lineage: Eukaryota; Metazoa; Chordata; Mammalia; Perissodactyla; Equidae. The record is from RefSeq and is a predicted model, not a curated record. Gene Ontology annotation, cellular component: ubiquitin ligase complex; site of double-strand break; cytosol. Gene Ontology annotation, biological process: double-strand break repair; protein K48-linked ubiquitination; ubiquitin-dependent protein catabolic process. Gene Ontology annotation, molecular function: histone binding; ubiquitin protein ligase activity.
AUGGGGGAGCCCGGCUCCUUGGUUAGGGGAGACCGCGCGGGUGGCCGGAGCUGGUGUUUGCGGCGGGUGGGGAUGAACGCUGAGUGGCUGCUGUUGGAGGACGGAGACGAGGUGACUGUAGGGCGAGGAUUUGGUGUCACAUACCAGCUGGUAUCAAAAAUCUGCCCUCUGAUGAUUUCCCGAAACCACUGUGUUUUGAAGCAGAAUGCCGAGGGCCAGUGGACAAUUAUGGACAACAAGAGUCUGAAUGGUGUUUGGCUGAAUAGAGAACGUCUAGAACCUUUAGAAGUCUAUUCUAUCCGUAAGGGAGACCACAUCCAGCUUGGAGUGCCUCUGGAAAAUAAGGAGAAUGCAGAGUAUGAAUAUGAAGUUAUUGAAGAAGAUUGGGAAAGGAUAUAUCCUUGUCUUGCCCCAAAGAAUGACCACAUCAUAGGAAAAAAUAAGGGCCUGAGAACUAAAAGGAAAUUUAGUUUGGAUGAAUUAGAGGGUCUUGGAGCUGAAGGGCCCUCAAAUUUGAAAUGCAAAAUAAGUAAAGUGUCUUGUGAACCUGGUCAACCAGUGAAGUCAUCUGGGAAAAGUGAAGUAGCCAGUCACCCCCCUGAAUAUUUGGAUCCUAAGUUGACUUCUCUUGAGCCGAGUGAGAAGACCACAGGGGCUCAUGUUUCCCCUGGCCCCGUAGAAGUCGUAGAGCUUCAGCAAAAGAAGCAGAAAAAAACCUCAAACCCUUCAGCGUCUCAGAGCAGCUUAGACCUGUUUAGGGUGACCAUGUCCAGGAUUCUGAAGCUGAAAACACAAAUGCAGGAAAAACAGGUAGCUGUUCUGAAUGUGAAAAAGCAGACCCAAGAAGGGAACUCAAAGAUGAUUGUGAAAAUGGAGCAGGAACUCCAGGAUUUACAGUCCCAGCUAUGUGCGGAGCAGGCCCAGCAGCAGGCCCGAGUGGAGCAGCUAGAGAAGACUUUCCAGGAGGAGGAACAGCAUCUCCAGGGUUUGGAGAAAGAGCAAGGAGAAGAGGACCUGAAGCAGCAGCUGGCCCAGGCUCUGCAGGAGCAUCAGGCUCUAAUGGAAGAGCUAAAUCGCAGCAAGAAGGACUUUGAAGCCAUCCUUCAAGCCAAGAACAAAGAAUUGGAGCAGACCAAGGAAGAGAAGGAGAAGGUACAAGCACAGAAGGAGGAAGUUCUCAGCCACAUGAAUGACGUGCUAGAGAAUGAGCUCCAGUGUAUUAUUUGCUCAGAAUACUUCAUUGAGGCUGUCACCUUGAACUGUGCCCAUAGCUUCUGCUCCUACUGUAUCAAUGAAUGGAUGAAGCGGAAGAUAGAAUGCCCCAUUUGUCGGAAGGACAUCAAGUCCAAAACUCACUCCCUGGUCCUGGACAAUUGCAUUAAUAAGAUGGUAGAUAAUCUGAGUUCAGAAGUGAAAGAACGACGAAUUGUCCUCAUUAGGGAGCGAAAAGAGGAGCGGUGACCUGGGAGCCCAGAUUUGACCAACAUCAACCUUUGAGCUAAAGUGUGCUGGGUCUGUGUGGGGCUGGGGAUACCCAUCUACUUUCUUCAUCCAGCCCACUGACAAGAUUUCUUCUCACAAGUCCAAGCACAGUAGAUACUUGGUGCAGCAUUGGAAAAAGAACUUCAUGCAGCGUUGGAAAGGGAAAGAGGAGCCCCAUGUCCUUAGUUCACCUCUGACUCCUCUCAUGCAGAAUUAAUUAUGCAGAGUAAAUAAUAUCAAACCCUCCUUUUCUCUCCAAAGGCUAACGAGAGUGCCUCUUUGCCUUUGUGGUAACACCAGGAGCCCACACAGUAAACCUAAUCAGUCUCUCUGUUGCAUUUGUUGGCUGAGAGCAGUUCUGGCACCAGUCUCAGUUUCUGCAGUUAUCACAGCAGGUGCAGCUUUGAGGUUUUCUCUAGAGACAGGCAGAAGGUCUGAGGCCCCAUUUAGGGAAGCGUGUGCCAGAGCCAUCAGCAGCUUCACUGGGCUGCAAUGUGGGAUUUAGAGAAAAUUCUCAGUUCAAAUACCAACCUUCCUUGCCAAUUGAAAGCUGGUUUAAUCCCCAGUGCAUUGGAAUUUUACAAAGGACCAAACUUAGGAUCUGGAAACUAGGAUUGGCAAGCCUGUAAUUGUCAAAGUUCUGAUGCUAUAGCAGGGCUGUUUUCCUCCUGGGCAGGGGUUGCUCUUAUCACAAGUUCAGGGAGGGAGAUCUGCCUGUCCGUGGCAGCGUGGGGCUGUGAUUCCACCAAGAGCAGCCCCACUCCAGGCCUUCCAGGCUGGUUGCUGUCUUCAAGUUCCACAUCCCCCUGGGAGGAGCAAUGCCUCAUGACUGAUGAGCCAUCGAUCCCUUGUAAACUCUGUGAGGCCAGUUUAUACAAAGGAGAGGGGGAGGAGGACAAUGUUAGGAUGCCAGAUCCUGUGUUGGAGAGAGGAUGCCCUGGAGCUGGGGCAGAUAACGAACAUCCACAAAGAGGCUGUCCUGAAGACCGUGCUCCGGGGCAUUUGAAAGACUACCAGGCAAUGGGAGCUUGGGAUGGUCUGGAGGAUUCUCUGUGGACGGGUUUUGGGCUACUCUGAGACAGAGCGUGGGAUAGAGCCACGUGG